UAGCGGUGAUAUGUUAAGAUUAGGACGAUGUCGGAUUUGAAGCAAGCCGCUUGCAAGGCUAUAGACGAAUACGCCGAUGAGUUACAUACACUUAGCAAAGAAGUCUGGUCCCACCCUGAACUAAAUUUUGAGGAAUUUUACAGCCAUGACUAUUUAACAAAGUUUUUGGAGGACAGAGGCUUUCCUGUGGACCGGAAGUAUAAAUGUGACACAGCCUUCCGGGCAGUUCUUGGAGAGAGUUCUCAUGGUCCCCACGUGGCAGUUAUAUGUGAAUAUGAUGCUCUUCCUGGAAUUGGUCACGCUUGCGGACAUAACUUGAUCGCAGAGACGGGAGUAGCUGCAGGAUUAGGGAUAAAGGCGGCGUUUGAAGCUGCUGGAAAACCUUUAGGAAAGUUGUCUGUGAUCGGGACCCCUGCAGAGGAGGGUGGUGGAGGUAAAAUCGUCUUAUUAGAGCAGGGCGUGUUUGAUGGGAUUGACAUAGCGAUGAUGUCACAUCCGGCGCCAAUGGACGGACCCGCCAUAAGCUUUAACGCAAUACAAAGUUUAAUGGUUACAUACAAGGGUAAGGCGUCACACGCGGCAGCGUUUCCCUGGGAAGGCGUCAACGCUCUUGACGCAGCCGUGAACGCCUACCAGGCAGUGUCUAACUUACGGCAGCAGAUGAAGCCAACAUGGCGUGUUCAUGGAAUAAUUACAAAAGGCGGCACAAAACCUAACAUCAUACCAGAAGAAACAGAACUGGAGUUUAACAUACGAGCCCCUAAAAAACAGGAAGUGGACAUUUUGACGGAGAAGGUCAAGAGGUGCUUCCAGAGCGCUGCCACGGCAACCGGAUGUACAAUGGAACUAAAGUUUUCGGAAAGACCCUAUCUUGAUGUCAUUCAUAACAAAUCGCUACUGGGAGCAUUCGAAGAGAAUAUGAAGAUAGUGAAUCUUGGAAAUAGAAUUCCAGAAAAGGAAUUUCCGGCGGGCGGAUCCACAGAUAUGGGGAAUGUUUCCUACGCCGUUCCAAGCAUACAUCCAAUGUUUUAUAUUGGCAGCGAUGCACUCAAUCAUACACGCGAAUUCACAGCUGCAGCAGGUGAUCCUAUCGCCCAGCCUUACACACUGGCACAAGGGAAAGCACUGGCAAUGACUGCAAUAGACGUCUUCACCAAUCCUCAACUUCUUACACAAAUCAAGGAGGAUUUUACAAAAGACAUACGGGCUUCCUAAUGACACUACCUAGAAUUAAAAUAAUUUAUCCGAGGAGUUUUAAACAUGAU
Molecule: messenger RNA, 1265 nt
Organism: Saccostrea cuccullata (small rock oyster)
Lineage: Eukaryota; Metazoa; Mollusca; Bivalvia; Ostreida; Ostreidae
Product: xaa-Arg dipeptidase-like
Exons: 6
Coding region: 28-1215 (395 amino acids)
Molecular function (GO): dipeptidase activity
Source: RefSeq, a predicted model, not a curated record